Castor canadensis (American beaver) is the source of this 5480-nucleotide messenger RNA. RefSeq names its product SSX family member 2 interacting protein (gene Ssx2ip). Gene Ontology annotation, biological process: intraciliary transport involved in cilium assembly. Gene Ontology annotation, cellular component: centriolar satellite; ciliary basal body. Lineage: Eukaryota; Metazoa; Chordata; Mammalia; Rodentia; Castoridae. The record is from RefSeq and is a predicted model, not a curated record.
GAGGAGGGGCGGCCGGCGCGAGCCGCUGCUUCCCGCCGCGCGCCUGUGCGGGCCCGCGGGGCUGCGGGAGCCGCGCUAGGACGCCGCGAGCGGUGACUCCCCGCCGCUCCCGGGGGCCGUGACGGAGAUGCCUACAUAGAAGAGUGACAGCAGCUGUUCUUCAUGUUUCAGUUCUGAACUAUCUCCUCAGGUGUCCUGGCUCUGGAAUUUGCUAUGGGAGAUUGGAUGACUGUUACAGAUCCAGGUCUGUCUACAGAAAGCAAAAAUAUCUCUCAGUAUACCUCAGAAACAAAGAUGUCUCCAUCAAGUUUAUAUUCACAGCAAGUGCUAUGUUCUUCAAUACCUUUAUCAAAAAAUGUGCACAGUUUUUUCAGUGCCUUCUGCACAGAAGAGAAUAUUGAACAAAGUAUUUCAUAUCUUGAUCAGGAAUUGACUACUUUUGGUUUUCCUUCAUUAUAUGAAGAAUCCAAAAGUAAAGACACAAAGAGAGAAUUAAAUAUAGUUGCUGUUUUAAAUUGUAUGAAUGAGCUACUUGUACUUCAACGGAAGAAUCUUCUAGCUCAGGAAAAUGUGGAAACACAGAAUCUGAAACUGGGAAGUGAUAUGGACCAUCUACAGAACUGCUAUGCAAAACUUAAGGAACAACUGGAAACCUCCAGGAGGGAAAUGAUUGGACUACAGGAGAGAGACAGACAGCUACAGUGCAAGAACAGGAAUUUGCAUCAGCUACUGAAAAAUGAGAAAGAUGAAGUACAAAAAUUACAAAAUAUCAUUGCAAGUCGAGCUACUCAGUAUAAUCAUGAUAUGAAGAGAAAGGAGCGUGAGUAUAAUAAAUUAAAAGAACGCCUACAUCAACUUGUUAUGAACAAGAAAGAUAAAAAAAUAGCAAUGGACGUUUUAAAUUAUGUGGGGAGAGCUGAUGGAAAAAGAGGCUCCUGGAGGACGGGUAAAACAGAAGCCAGGAAUGAAGAUGAAAUGUAUAAAAUUCUCUUGAAUGAUUAUGAAUACCGUCAGAAACAAAUCCUACUGGAAAAUGCUGAACUUAAGAAGGUUCUUCAGCAAAUGAAAAAGGAAAUGAUUUCUCUUCUUUCUCCCCAAAAGAAGAAACCUAGAGAAAGGGCAGACGAUAGCACAGGAGCUGUUAUUUCUGAUGUUGAAGAAGAUGCUGGAGAACUCAGCAGAGAGAAUAUGUGGGACCUUUCCUGUGAGACUGUGAGAGAACAGCUUACAAAUAGCAUCAGAAAACAGUGGAGAAUUUUGAAAAGCCAUGUUGAAAAACUUGAUAACCAAGUUUCCAAGGUACACUUAGAAGGUUUUAUUGAUGAAGAUGUAAUCUCACGGCAAGACCAUGAGCAAGAAACUGAGAAACUGGAGUUAGAAAUUCAGCAAUGUAAAGAAAUGAUUAAAACACAGCAGCAACUUUUACAGCAGCUCGCUACUGCGUGCGAUGAUGACACCACUUCACUGUUGCGGGACUGUUACUUGCUGGAAGAAAAGGAACGCCUCAAGGAAGAAUGGUCACUUUUUAAAGAGCAAAAAAAGAAUUUUGAGAGAGAAAGACGAAGCUUUACAGAAGCCGCUAUUCGCCUGGGAUUAGAGAGAAAGGCCUUUGAAGAAGAAAGAGCCAGUUGGCUAAAACAACAAUUUUUAAAUAUGACUACCUUUGAUCACCAGAACUCUGAAAAUGUGAAACUUUUCAGUGCCUUCUCAGGAAGUUCUGAUCCAGACAAUCUUAUAGUGCACUCCAGGCCACGGCAGAAGAAGCCCCACGGUGUGUCCAGUGGGUCUCCAGUUUGCACAUCUAAACUGACUAAAUCUCUUCCUGCUUCACCUUGUACUUCAGACUUUUGCCAGACACGUUCCUGUGUAUCUGAACAUAGUUCAGUCAAUGUGCCGAAUAUCACUUCUGAAGAAACUAAACCAAAUCAACCUGGAAGAGAAUACACAAAUCAGAAGUGGAGCAUGGCAUCAAGACCUGGAUCACGGGAAGGUUGUUUCUACAGUGGCUGCACCUUGACCUACACAAAUUCUCAUGUAGAAAAAGAUGACUUACCAUAGGCAUGUGGACUGGAACUUUUCAUUACUGUGUGCAUCUGAUUUCACAUCUACGUUAAAACAGGGUCUGUCAUAAAGUCAGUCACCUCUAAUAAUCUAAGACAGUCUGAGUUGUUUGUUUGGACUUCUCUGUCUUCCCCCAAAGAGCUGAAAUGCUAAAUUUAUUUAAAAGGAUGUAAAAGCUUUGGAUAUGUAUUUUUAGUAACAGAAGCAUCUGGUUCUGUGAAUAAAGGAAUGUAUAGAUGUUCGGAUGAAAACAAAAGCACUAGAAUGAGUUUCCUCUUUUAGGUAUUAAAAAAUAGCACUUUUAGGAAACUGAUUAUUGUAAAUGUUUAAUUUUUGUCCCAAAUAUAGAUGGCAUUGAAAGUUUAGCCUUUACUUGAAUGUAUACUGUAGAUUUUUAACAAAACAAGUUCUAUAUUUAUUAUGUUUAGUGUGAUUUUGGAAUUACCUCUUUCAUAUGUUUUAAAUAAAGUGAAAUUUAUGUAUGUUUUGUACAUAGAUAUACAUACAUGAUUAUGUUAAGAGGCUUUAAGAUUUAAAAAUUUUACACAACCCUAAAUAUAGUAUUUCAUGCCAAUAAAAUUUUCUAGCGGCAUUCUGUUUACAGAAGCAUUAGGAUCACUGCCACAUUUAAGGUUUUUUUUUUUUUUUAAUCCAUCUGGGCAAUCAAUACUCAAAUUUAUGCCAUGUAGCUGAGUUCUUUAGGUAAUCAGCAUUACUAACAUUACAUUUUUGAGAUUUUUUACAGCAUUAGAUUGUUAUUUUAUAUAUGUAGGCUAUUAUAAUUUUUGAGAGGACUAUUGACUGUGGAGUAGGAGGGACAAGACAGUAAAAUUACUUUUGAAUCACAGUAUAAGAACGUUGAUUUAAGAUAUUUGGAUGAUAAAAGAUAGUUAAGAUGUGUGCAUGGUAAUAUUUUCCUUACCAGAUGGAUACCAGUACAGUUAAUAUCUGUACCAGCUAGGGCUUUCUAUCAUUGCCAAUAAUUUUUUAAUAAUUUUUCAGUGAAGUGUUUACAACACUACUGAUAAAGAAGUACACAAUAUAAAAUCAUUGGGUUUUUUUAACAUGAAUAUGGUAACUCUGGACAAUCUUGUGACAUUUCAUUUUCAGAACCAUCUUAGGCUCUUUUGUCUCCAUAGUGUUUCUGAUUGCAUGUUUCUUCAUGAGAAGUAUGCUAUUGGUAGCAGUAGUAGUAAUAAAUGUAGGCCCAGGCUCUUCUCCUGGAUUCUCAUCCAAAAGCUUUAAGUGCCUAACCUUGCUUGUCUCCACAUAGAAGCAGUCUACACAGAUCCAGUCCUUGCUAGGUGUUGCUAGUCUAUCCGCCUUGCCCUUUUCUAGUGGUUUAACCAGUAUAUACACUUACUCUGUGACUGUUCCAUUUAAAUUUGUCAUUGUGUGAAGAAAAAAAAAGUAUGUGUCAUCCAUUCACUGUAUGUGAUAGAGUUGUGUAGCAGUAGCCAUUUUCCCAGGGUUCAUCAGAUACCACUGAGUAUCCUAUGAGACAUUACUGAGCAUAGUCCUAGCAGUAGCCGUGUUUAUAGUCUCAAAAGUCUGGCUCUUGAAUGUUAGUCACUUACUACAGUGAGCUUGGUGCAUGGUCACUUUUUUACUCUUUAAGAUACUACAGAAUUUCAGAGAUACUACCAUAUUCCAGACAAAGAAAUCUAGCUGGGAUAUAAUUUUUUUUGCCACUCAGGAUUUGCAUAGUCAAAGAAAGAAAGGCAAUCAAAUUUUAAAAGUAGUCAUUGAUGAAUCUGUCAAGAUACCCUCCUCCCUUGUGGGAUUUCCAUGCAGAAAUGUACUUUGCCAGGAGUAAACAUUCUGAUUUUUAAUACAAACUUUGUACUUUAGGGAUACUCUAUUCCAUGAGAAUAAUUUCUAGAAAGCAGCAUCUGGUUGUUGUAUGUUUCCAUUUUAAAGUGUGUUAAGUUCUCAUUGGAAAGAAAAAUUCCUUGAGGUUUACUUUUAAAUUAAGAUGUGAAAGAAACAGUAAAAUGAAAACCAGAUUGAUUAUGCCUGUGCUUUUGGUGUUUGUACAGAUCCACUGGAAGUUGUAUGUUACUUUACCUAACUCACUUGUUUUGCUGCACGUUCCAACGCUACAGUGAUCCCCAAUCAGCCAAACCUCCCGGAUGGUUGUUUUCCAUGUUGUUAAAGCCAUAAUUCCACACACAAAACUCCCAAGACUUUGUUUCUCUUCCUUUUCUAAUUAUCUGCCUUGCACAGAUUGUACAGCUGUGCCACGAUUAGAUAAUGGGGCCAGAGUGUACUUCGGCUCAGAAGCCCUCCUGAUAUCAUGUUCUCUUAUCAAUAUGUAAAUUAUAUUUUGUGCCUCAUAUUUGUUUCUACAUGAGAUCCAUUUUGAAUUUUCAAAACAUAAAAGUGGAAAUGAAAUUUUGAGAUAAAUUUCCUAACUCUUAAAUGUUUGUAAUUUACAGUGACAAGAAAUUUAAUGGAACAAUCAAUGACCAGAAAAUCAUGACUAAAAUUUAGUAGGUGUUUUCUUAAAUGGAUGGGUUCACAGGACAAUCUACAGCAAAUUAUCUGCUUCAUGGUAUAAUUGAAUACUGUUACUUAGAAAGAAUUCUGCAUUUCCAUCCUUAGCUAAGUGGAAAACACUUCAUGGCGCAUGAUGAGAAAGAGAGCACCCUAAAGCCCAGUCUUGACCUCCUGUGGGGACCAUUUGAAAGCCUCUGGGACUCCAGGAGAGGCUUUUACAGUGUGUAUGCCUGGAGCACUGUAAGUUAACAAGACCCUUCUGUGGUCACUCUUAUGAAAAUCUUCAAAGUGUGUACCAUAAUGUAAAUCCUGUUCUUAUUUGUAGAAAGGAUUUAAAGUAAGGAUCGUGGAACUCUAGUAAAUAUACCUUUUCCUACACCUGUGUUUACUCUUAGUCUGUUGAUAAGCAUUUAUGGAGUACCUGCUGUACAUCACAGCUUUGUCGCUUCUGUCUUAUCCCUGAGGAUCAGAAGACAAGCACACUCAUCGCCAUUGAGAAUUGCUGAGUUGAGUGGAAGACCAGCUAUAGCAACCUGAAUUGCAAUGAAGUGGUAGAUGCUAUCCACACAUUCAGUCUGUUCACAAAGCGUGGGCUGGAGUUUCUGCUCCAGGCCACACACCGGUUUCCUAACAGCGGUGCUGGGCUUUCACUUGCGUCUUGGCGUUGUUUUCUGCGGGACUUGCUAUGUAAUAGAAUGUCUUGCUGGGUUUUGUUUGCUGACAUGCAAAGCAGUAUAGGACUUUCUUCCCACGUGCAACAUGCAUUAUCUGAUAGAAAACCAUUUGCAAGGAUGUGGGCCAUGCAGAUAAGGAAGUAGAUUAUUGUAGUUCUUUUCUAAACAAUGUUCUGUUUUUCCCCUCCCCUGGGAUGGAUGUAAAUUAGAGUGGAAUGGACUGUUGAUUAAAUUAUUUAAUAUAAA